Paraglomus occultum is the source of this 469-nucleotide messenger RNA. NCBI's taxonomy places the organism in Eukaryota, Fungi, Glomeromycota, Glomeromycetes, Paraglomerales, Paraglomeraceae. The record is from the annotation of a GenBank genome assembly.
UCUUCUUCUAAAGUUUUCAUUCAAGAAGGUAUUGCAAAGAUUUCUGGUUUUGAUCCUCCCAAUCUACGUAACUCUCCGUCGGGAAGUGAAUACAGCAAUGCGUACACCGAGUCAAUAUUUGGUAGUCGACAUGGGGGAAAAUCUGACAUACUCAAUCUCGGGUUAAUACUAAAGGAGAUUUCUAACGGUGAAGUUAUAUGUGGAUCGGGCAACAGCAAAGGCAAAUCUUUUUUCGAAACUCCCGAAGGUUAUAUCGAGCUAUAUUCUAGUUGUUGUGAUGAGGAUCCGGAGAAACGACCAACUUGCGAAGAUGUCUAUAAAAACCUGGAGUUGCUAUUUGAGCUAAAGAUGGAAGAUAGUUCAGCCCAGUGUUCGCACGUUGAUGACUACAAACAUUUACCGAGUAAAUUUUCGAAAUCAUUGAAGAUCGAAUCUGAUGAUGAGUUGAGCCCGAAAGAUGUAACCCAUC